AUGGCGAACAUAAACGGGAACGCAGGGCUUGCUUGGCGUGGCACGGACAAGGGACCUGCUGAGAGGUCUGCGCUGAACGUCGGCGCAAGCACUGGUCUACCUGCGUGGUUGCUGCUCCCGGAACACGUUUGGUUCCGGAUUUUCUGGUGGGCAUCCGCAGAAGGCAAUGACUUAGCGUGGCUGAGCCAGACUGCCGCCUUGGUUUGCACUCAAUGGAACUAUCUCGUGCGAAAAGUUGUAUAUCCCCGGCUGGUACGCCUGAACCUGACGAGCAUCGAACACCAAUGGAAACGCUGCCGAUUGCGUUUGCGAGCGUCAGAAGAAAAUGCUGAGGUUAUUCAGGAAACGGAUAAGCACAUAGCCGGUUUCCUUGAGCGCCUCUUCAGAGACUGUAGUUGUGCCCGCUGUCUCGUUGCGACGGACUGCUACCGGCUCGUGCGCGACAGCGUGGUGCAGCAUAUUCACGUGUAUCCACCACGUUUAGUGGAGCUGCAUUUCUCCAAUUGUGCGCUACUCUCGGACGUAGGCGUUGGUUUCAUGCUGCAACGCAUAGCGGCGCACCAGGCUGGGGAACAAACCUGGAUUCACACGCUGACGUUCUUCGCCGAGAAGCUCACGAGCCGCGCGGCAGCCGAGAUUGCACGUCGUUGCCCUUUUCUGCAGCAUCUGGAGUUGCAGUAUGCUCGUCUGGACGACGAAAGUCUGCGCGAACUCGGAAAGCUCAGAUUUCUGCGACAGCUCAAGGUGCGCGGCUCCGAGGCAGUCACUGACGCGGGGAUCACGUACUUGGCGCAUCUGGAGUUCCUUGACAUUGCGCUCUGUCCACAGAUAACCGACCGAGCACUCUUCACUCUCGCUCAUAGUGUACAUUUGCGCAGACUCUUACUCGCGCAUCAGCGGUACAACGUAUGGUGUACUGGAAAGUGGACGGAAAGUGGGCUCAGUGCGCUCCGCGAGGCCGGCGUUGAUCUUCACUUUAUCGAUGUAUAA
Messenger RNA from Cyanidioschyzon merolae strain 10D, 990 nucleotides. RefSeq lists its product as hypothetical. Bases 1 to 990 code for a protein of 329 amino acids. Gene Ontology annotation, cellular component: SCF ubiquitin ligase complex. Gene Ontology annotation, biological process: SCF-dependent proteasomal ubiquitin-dependent protein catabolic process. The transcript has a single exon. NCBI's taxonomy places the organism in Eukaryota, Rhodophyta, Bangiophyceae, Cyanidiales, Cyanidiaceae. The record is from RefSeq and is a predicted model, not a curated record.